ACACCACCGUUACCGGUAGUUCAACCGGCCGUGUUUGGGGCCGCGGGCCGGCAGGCGGAACCGGGGCGGGUCUCUCUCCUCCGGCCCCCUCAUCGCCCGUAAGGGCUUCUGGCCUCCAGACCCGAGCUUCGCGGGGCGGGGGAACUACCGCAGGGCUGCCUGCCGGGGCAUGGCGGCGGCGGAUGGCGUCACUUCCUGCCCGGCGCGCUGAGGCCACUUCCUGUCGGCACUCCAUGCCGUGAGGGGGGAACGGCGUGUCAGGUGCCGGGCCGGCGCUCCGCGGCCUGCCGGCGCUGAGGGAGCCGGGCCCGCCGAGGAUGGCCAGCCUGGCCGCCCAGGACUCCUACCUGCAGGCCUUGGCGAGGAAGGUCGGCGUGCAGCACUCCCCGGAGUCGCGGAAGAGGAAAUUUGUGUCUAAACCAGGCCAGUCUGAGGAUGCUGGUGGGCCACCCAAGAAAAAGAAGAGGAAGAAACCCAGGAAGCAAGCUGAGAAGAUAAAUGCUUCUUCAGUCAAACAGGUGGUCUCUAACACCAAUAAACCUACUCCAGGACAGAAAGCAGCGCCUCAAGCCAGCAAAUCAUCUCCACAGGGUGUUGCACAGAGCAGCAAUGAGAGUUUGGUUACAGGGAACAAAAGUGAGCUGGGUUCCCCUUCUUUUUCUGCAAUUAAUCUCUUGCGUCAGAGACUACAUGAGAAGAUUAAAAAAGCAUCUGGACAAGAUGAUGCCAAAGAAUUGUCCCCUGCAGUCCUAGAGAAGAGGCAGCGAAGGAAGUACGAGAGAGAGAGAAAGAAGCGCCGAAGGAAGGAGUUGAAGAUGAAGGUGAAAAUGGAGAAGAAAGAAACUGAGGAGGUACCAGUAGAGCCAGAAAGCAAAAAGGAGCAGAGCACAGCUGAGGUUGUCUUUAACAGGGUUGAAGUCCAUGAAGAGAAUGAGUUAAACAAGAUCCAGAAGAAGAAAGAGAAGAGGAAAGCGGUGAAAGGCAAUAUCACUCCCCUGACGGGCAAAAACUACAAGCAGCUGCUGAGCAGGCUGGAGACCAGGAAGAAUAAGCUGGAGGAGCUCAAGGAUAAGGACCAGAAGAAAGCCGAGGAGCUGGAGAACAAGAUGAAAUGGACAAAUGUUCUCUAUAAGGCAGAAGGUGUGAAGAUUCGUGAUGAUGAGGAGCGUCUGAAAGAAGCUCUGAAGCGUAAGGAGAAGCGUAAAGCUCAACGCCAAAGGCAGUGGGAGAAGCGUACAGAAAGAGUGGUGGAAAAGAUGCAACAGCGUCAGGAAAAGCGUCGCAAGAACAUUCAGAAGAAGAAGAAGGACAGGAUAGAGAAGAAGAAAGCCAGGGCCCGGAAGAAAGGCCGGGUUCUGCCAGAGGACUUGAAAAAAGCUGGUUUAAAGUGAGAGCAACACAACUGGUCCCUGCGGGUUCUGCCUGGGGGGGAUCCGUGGGGAGCUGUGGGAGCAUCUGGGCUAGUGCUGCCGGGGCAGAGGCAGCACCUGAGGAAACCCACCUGCGGGGCAGUAACUGCUGCGGC
Chroicocephalus ridibundus (black-headed gull) is the source of this 1525-nucleotide messenger RNA. It is a transcript of the gene SURF6, whose product is annotated as surfeit 6. The coding region runs from base 318 to 1391 and encodes 357 amino acids. The record is from RefSeq and is a predicted model, not a curated record. Gene Ontology annotation, molecular function: DNA binding; RNA binding. Lineage: Eukaryota; Metazoa; Chordata; Aves; Charadriiformes; Laridae. Gene Ontology annotation, biological process: ribosomal large subunit biogenesis; ribosomal small subunit biogenesis. The transcript has 4 exons. Gene Ontology annotation, cellular component: nucleolus.